AUGGAAGUGGCGUGGCGUUUCCGGGUCAUAUUCGUGAUGGCGUUCGUGGUGAUCAUUUUCGGCGAUCUGCUCGGCUACGGUGGUGCGCGCAAGGAACCGAAAGACAAAGCCCUGCUCUCCGGCAUCACCGAGGUCGAGGCGAACAGCGCCGAAAUGCUGCCGAGCGGGAAAGAUGCAGCGGGCACAAGGCCACGGACAACGGCACCCUCGAACGCGAUCGGCAGCAGCCUCGAGAGUGAGUUCGAGGAGGACACGGCGGGCCUGUCGACGGCGGAGCUGUUGGCGCGCCGGGAGAAGCUCAAACAUUCCCUCCGGGAAGCGUGCCUGCCGAAGCUGCUGUGUGAGAUGGCCGCCAAGCCCAACUACUCCUUGAACGUCCGGGAGCGCGAUCUACUCUCGCUGAUGAGGUCUACCACCUUAUCGCUGACGAUGGCUAUGAGUCCGACGAAAUGGCAUUUCGCCGCCCACAUGGGUCAACUGCUACGCGAUGCCGGAGACGCACUAGUGACGCCGAUCGGAUGCUCUCACCUGUGGCCGAGCUGUCCCUACAGCUCGAAGAAGCUGCUCAAACUGACCAACGUAGUGCAGCUGAAGUAGUGUCACUACGCCUUGAACGAAGUGAUGGUGAUCAAGUGUUGCAGCAACAGCGGCAAGGGAGCAGGAACGCAGGGAUGCUUAAACUAAGCUAAACCAUCCUGACACCGAAUGCCUCCCAUGUGAUGGUGCGAUAUGUCGCGAACGCGUUGUUGUGAAAGUGAGAAGUGAAUUUCGAUGCCACUAUAGGAAGCGACACUAUUUCGUAAGAACCCUA
This is a messenger RNA of Anopheles cruzii, 811 nucleotides long. RefSeq lists its product as uncharacterized. Bases 1 to 597 code for a protein of 198 amino acids. The transcript is spliced from 3 exons. Lineage: Eukaryota; Metazoa; Arthropoda; Insecta; Diptera; Culicidae. The record is from RefSeq and is a predicted model, not a curated record.